AUGUCCAAAGUGGCCAAAUACCGGCGACAAGUUAGUGAAGAUCCAGAUAUAGACAAUUUAUUGUCUACUUUGUCUCCAGAGGAGAUGGAGGAGCUGGAAAAGGAGCUGGAUGUGGUGGAUGCGGACGGGAGCAUCCCUGUGGAGCGCAGUCAGACAAACCAAUCAGAAAACUCCUUACCUGGCCCACAGAACUGUGACACGGCGCUCAACCACCACGACAAGGACACCAAGAGGCUCCUGCAGCGGGAGCACUCGAUAGACGAAAGCAGGUUGAACAAGAAUGAGGGAGACAAAAAUCAAGAAGAAAAAGGAAAAGAAUCUCCUUCCAAAGAACUGGCCCAGAAACAAGAUGCUAAAGUGGGGAAAGACUCUAAAAAGGAAGAAAGUGUUGACAAAACAGACCUGAAAGGUAAAGCUGAGACUAAGAGCAAAGAGAACAAAGCUAUGAAUGAUAAAGUAAAGGCCAUGGAAAAAAAGCUGAUGGGGAAGGACAAGAAGGAGGAAGAGAAGGGUUCAGUGUUGAAGAAGGACACAGGGAAGAACAAAAAGGAGGAAGAGAAGAGCUCAGAGUUGAAGAAAGAUGAAGGGGAGGAUAAAAAGGAAGAAGAGAACAGCUCAUGUCUUAAAAAGGAGGAAGCAGGGAAGGAUAAAAAGGAAAAAGAGAAGGUCUCAGCAGCAAAGGAGGAGACAGAGAAGGAAAAAAAGCAAGAAGAAAAGGAUUCAGCAUCAAAGGACACAGGGAAGGACAAAAAGGAGGAGAACAGUUCAGAAUCAAAGAAACAGGCAGAAAAAGACACAAGAGGGAAAGAUAAAAAAGAAAAUGAGGAAAAAGCUUCGGCUGUGAAAAAAUCCAAGGCAGAUGAGAAUGAUAAAUCCCAGACAGAAGCAGAAAAGGCAGAAAAGGUGGAGAAGAAACAGGAGGCCAAGGCAGCAGCCGAGAGCAGCCCUUCCAAGUCUUCCUCCAGCAGCUCUGCAGAUCAAGCCAAGGACGAUGAAGCCUCCAGCAUCUUUGACGAGCUCAUCGAGAAGGUGAAGAACAAUGAUGCUGAGGUGACCGAGGUCAACGUGAACAACUCCGACUGCAUCAACAACGAGACCCUGGUGCGCUUCACUGAGGCCCUGGAGUUCAACACUGUGGUCAAGGUGUUUGCCCUGGCAAACACCCGCGCUGAUGACCACGUGGCCUUUGCCAUUGCCAUAAUGCUCAAGUCCAACAAGGUGCUGACAAGCAUCAACAUGGACUCCAACCACAUCACAGGCAAGGGUAUCCUGGCCAUUUUCCGGGCCCUGUUGCAGAACAACACACUGACAGAGCUACGUUUCCACAACCAGCGGCACAUCUGUGGGGGGAAAACAGAGAUGGAGAUUGCCAAGCUCCUGAAAGAGAACACCACACUCCUGAAGCUGGGUUACCACUUCGAGCUGGCUGGGCCACGCAUGACUGUCACCAACCUGCUGAGCCGAAACAUGGACAGGCAGAGGCAGAAGCGCCUCCAGGAGCAGAAACUGGCACAGGAACGGGGGGAGAAGAAAGACCUCCUGGAGGUGCCCAAGCCUGGAGCAGUGCCGAAGGGGUCCCCCAAGGCAUCCCCACAGCCAUCCCCCAAGGCUUCCCCCAAAAGCUCUCCCAAGAAAGGAGGGGCACCCACCAUACCACCCCCACCUCCUCCUCCACUCGCCCCACCACUGAUGAUCAACGAGAACCUGAAGAACUCUCUCUCGCCAGCCACACAGAGGAAGUUGGGAGACCGGGCGCUGCCAGUCCAGGAGAAGAACUCUCGAGACCAGCUCCUGGCAGCCAUUCGCUCCAGCAACCUCAAACAGCUCAAGAAGGCAAGUGCAGGGCCAGGUGGGGCCCAUGCACAGGGUGGGGCUGGGGGCUGA
This is a messenger RNA of Melozone crissalis (California towhee), 1884 nucleotides long. It is a transcript of the gene LMOD1, whose product is annotated as leiomodin 1. Gene Ontology annotation, biological process: muscle contraction; pointed-end actin filament capping; myofibril assembly. Gene Ontology annotation, cellular component: myofibril; striated muscle thin filament. Gene Ontology annotation, molecular function: tropomyosin binding; actin binding. The record is from RefSeq and is a predicted model, not a curated record. NCBI's taxonomy places the organism in Eukaryota, Metazoa, Chordata, Aves, Passeriformes, Passerellidae. The transcript has 2 exons. The coding region runs from base 1 to 1884 and encodes 627 amino acids.